AUGACCAGCCCGCACGCUACAAUAAACUUUCCAGGCAAUCACAAUCAAGGCUCGCAGGUAGGGGUAAACUCUGGAAAUAUCAAUAACUACUACGGCGGCGUGCCGGAACAACAGGCAAAGAGGGAGCCCUUCUCUACUGUCCCCUUCAACCAAGACCCGCAUUUUGUCGAUCGCGGCGACACUCUUGAGCAGAUCCACGAGAAGUGCUCUUAUCCAGCUGCUCGCGUAGCUCUUGUUGGCCUGGGAGGUGUAGGCAAGUCCCAGCUUGCCAUCCAAUACUCCUACCAAGUGCGCAGGAGUUCCCCGCAGACCUGGGUGUUUUGGGUGCACGCGAGCACCGGAGCCAGAUUCGAAGAAGGAUACAAGCUCAUCGCAGACAGGCUUGAGCUUCCUGGCCGAGAUGGUGCUCAGGUCAACAUACUUCAGCUGGUCAGCAACUGGCUCUGUGAUGAGAGAAAUGGUCGAUGGGUGAUGAUCGUGGAUAACGCUGAUGGCGCCGCUACCUUUUUCAACCAGACUGCGGGACAGCUAGUCGGUCAACCUGGCAGACAAUCCAGAACGCCACCGUCACUGGCGACCUUUCUCCCUCAAACUCAGAACGGCUGCAUCCUCUUCACAUCCCGGAGCGGAGAUGUGGCUUUCAAACUAACUGGCAGUCGCAAGAAUAUUAUUAAGGUUGGGCUGAUAGACCAAGGGUAG
Molecule: messenger RNA, 699 nt
Organism: Coniosporium apollinis CBS 100218
Lineage: Eukaryota; Fungi; Ascomycota; Dothideomycetes
Exons: 3
Coding region: 1-699 (232 amino acids)
Source: RefSeq, a predicted model, not a curated record